CCGUACGCAGUGACCCUGGAGCCCCCGCAGACGCCGGGAGACUCAGCGGUCGGAGCGGCAGGCGGCUCCCCGCACCUCCAGGAGCUUCCAGGGAGCCCUCCAAGCCGUGCUCGGGGUCCGUCCCGCUGUUCUCAGCCCAGAGCCAUGAUGAAGACCUUGUCCAGUGGGAACUGCACACUCAAUGUGCCUGCUAAGAACUCCUACCGCAUGGUGGUGCUGGGUGCCUCCCGAGUGGGCAAGAGCUCCAUUGUCUCCCGCUUCCUCAAUGGCCGCUUUGAGGACCAGUACACGCCCACUAUCGAGGACUUUCAUCGCAAGGUGUACAACAUCCACGGGGACAUGUACCAGCUGGAUAUCCUGGACACCUCUGGCAACCACCCAUUCCCUGCCAUGCGCCGGCUCUCCAUCCUCACAGGAGAUGUCUUCAUCCUGGUGUUCAGCCUGGAUAGCCGGGAGUCCUUUGAUGAGGUCAAGCGCCUCCAGAAACAGAUCCUGGAGGUCAAGUCCUGCCUGAAGAAUAAAACCAAGGAGGCAGCAGAGCUGCCCAUGGUGAUCUGUGGGAACAAGAAUGACCACAGUGAGCUGUGCCGCCAGGUCCCUGCCAUGGAGGCUGAGCUGCUGGUGUCUGGUGAUGAAAACUGCGCCUACUUCGAGGUGUCAGCCAAGAAGAACACUAAUGUGAAUGAGAUGUUCUAUGUGCUGUUCAGCAUGGCCAAGCUGCCCCAUGAGAUGAGCCCUGCACUGCACCAUAAGAUCUCCGUGCAGUACGGCGAUGCUUUUCACCCCCGGCCCUUCUGCAUGCGUCGCACUAAGGUCGCAGGUGCCUAUGGCAUGGUCUCACCCUUUGCCCGACGCCCCAGUGUCAACAGUGACCUCAAGUACAUCAAGGCCAAGGUCCUACGGGAGGGCCAGGCCCGAGAGAGGGACAAGUGUAGCAUCCAGUGAGAGGCAGGGACAUCGGGGAGGGGGCUUGGGCAGUGCCUUAAGGGAGGUGGCUGAGGAUUCCCACUGCGCACAUCCCACAGAGGGCCCUAGGUGUGUACCCUGUGCCCAUUCUCUUGUUUCCUGGACACCUCCUGUGAGCCGUGAGUGUGGUUCCUUUGUGGGAGGACGGAGACAUGUCUAGGGACAUGACAGCACUCAUGCCGAGACAAGCUUUCCGUGGGAGGGAUGCAAAAAGGCCAGGAGUCCUGCAUCAAAGCAAGAUGCUCAGUACAAGUCACAGGAUGAGAACAUCUUAGCCAGAUGCCCCAGCCAGGUUCCCUGGUGGCCUCUGCUCCCUCUGUUCAGACCAGCUUGGUCUCAGUGUCCCUGGAGAAACCACCAUCCUGGGUCUUCAGCUCCUGCCGUCUGGCCCAGCUGUGUACACUGCCCCCCAAUUUAGCCCCUGGGGCCAUCAUGACCUUGAGUGGAGGGGGGAGAGAGAAAGGGAGAGAGAGAGAGAGAGAGAGAGAGAGAGAGAGAGAGAGAGAGAGAGAGAGAGAGAGAGAGAGAGAGAGAGAGAGAGAGACCGGUGUCCCCCAGAUCACUGCCUUUUGGCUCCACUCCCAGGCUCCUCCAUACGAUAUUUCUCUUUGUUUUGAAGUGUCUUUCCUGUUCUGUUUGCAGUAGACAUGAAGUCCUUGUACUGUAAGAGGCCAAUGCUUUGUCUUUGACCGGGCUUCCCAAUUCAAAUCCAUUGCUUUGGCCGGGGUCUCCCUCCCUGCUCCCAGGCAGGCUGUGUUCUGCCCAGUGUCCAUCGGCCUACAAAGAGCCCACAGUGCCACAGUCACAGCAGUAAUCUCCUGCCCUCUGGAGAGGAUGACUGAGCUUUGAGAGAGUGAUUCUAACCCCCUCCGCACUCCUAACUAGUUCAGGACAGAGCUCUGACUAGAUGCAGCUUUCUUCUGCUUUAGUUCCUUAAACAUCUGCCAAGCACCUACCUGAUACUGGUCCCUUGUGUGCUAGGCAACAGAGAGCGAGGGGUCCUGUGUGUCCCCAGCUCCGGCCUCUGCCCUCCCAUGGUGCCCUUUCUGCGCACACAGCUGUUGGAGGAAGUGGAGCAGUUGAGAGCCAGAGCCGAGUCCAGGAAAGGUUGGAAGGACAUAUUGCAGGACUUACCCUAGUGUUCAGGCUAUGCUAGGUACACAGGAGUGGGGGUGACCCUGAAAACCAAAGGUCCUGUUCACCACCUCUUAAUGCAUCUGUGCUUUAGUCUUAUUAGUACUGCAGCUGGCCCAUUUGAGAUGACUCUGGGUAAAGACACCUGCUGCCAAGCUUUCAACCUGAGUUUGGUCCCGGGGUUCCAUGUGGUGGAAGGAGAGAAGUCAUCCAUUGACCUCCACACAUCCAUCAUGGUACCCCUAGCGCGCCCCCCCCCCCCCAUGAAUUAUUGAAGCUGAUGAUUAUCAGAAACCACAGCAAUCUAAUAGUGCAUUCUCUCAAGGCCCAGGUCACUCCCUGCAAGCUGGGUCGGCCAUGGGCCUUCCAUACACACCACGUCAUACCCUGUCUCCUUGGAGCUCCCAGUAGCCGGGAUUUGGAUCAUGUUACAUAUGCCUUCCUCAGAGCAAUCACUGAGGCUAUCUGUGGAUACUGUGCACAUUGUCACCCUUGCUCUGCACACCAGGCCCAGCCCAGACUCCAUACACACACCUGCUGCUCAGCACAAUUGCUUCAGCACCUGCUUCUGUCCUACAAUGACUCCAGCCCCAGUCCUGAGUAUACCAGGUACUUGUCCAGGCAAGUCUAUGGCCUGGUCCAUCCGGUCAAGCUCUACUGCCUGGACCUCUGUGUACACUAUCAAUUAAAGUUGGUUUGUUAGCUGUGCC
Mus musculus (house mouse) is the source of this 2810-nucleotide messenger RNA. It is a transcript of the gene Rasd2, whose product is annotated as RASD family, member 2. Gene Ontology annotation, cellular component: synapse; plasma membrane. NCBI's taxonomy places the organism in Eukaryota, Metazoa, Chordata, Mammalia, Rodentia, Muridae. The coding region runs from base 145 to 945 and encodes 266 amino acids. Gene Ontology annotation, molecular function: GTPase activity; G-protein beta-subunit binding; GTP binding. The record is from RefSeq and is marked validated. Gene Ontology annotation, biological process: positive regulation of phosphatidylinositol 3-kinase/protein kinase B signal transduction; negative regulation of protein ubiquitination; positive regulation of protein sumoylation. The transcript has 3 exons.